Molecule: messenger RNA, 1254 nt
Organism: Paraphaeosphaeria sporulosa
Lineage: Eukaryota; Fungi; Ascomycota; Dothideomycetes; Pleosporales; Didymosphaeriaceae
Product: COP9 signalosome-like protein complex subunit 4
Exons: 2
Coding region: 1-1254 (417 amino acids)
Cellular component (GO): COP9 signalosome; cytosol
Source: RefSeq, a predicted model, not a curated record
AUGGCGUCCUCACAGGUCGAUUCCGCUCUCCAAGAGAUCCAAGCAGCUCCCGUCGGCGAUAAGCCUUCACGAUACUCAGCUCUUCUUCAACAAAUCACCGCUUCGUCAAGCAACCUCGCCGCCGACCUCAAUGCCUACUCUCGUACCUUGCUGGACGACAACUUGGGUGUCGUCGUACUUCGCCCCCUCGUCAGCCACUUCGUGGAGCAGUUCCGCAACAUCAAAGACCCAGAGGUCAAGAUCGAGGUUGGCGAGAAUGUGAUCGCACUUCUCCAGACCAAAGGCGUGGGCCAGUACGAGGAGCAGGACACAUUAAUCAAAGAGGCGGUAGCCGAAGCUUGCGAAGAGACAGACGACUACCGAAAGUCGGCGCGGGUGCUAGGAUCGAUCAAUCUGGAAUCAACACAACGCUCAUUGACCAACGACGACAAGGCGAAGGUCUGGAUCCGAAUCGUGCGGUGCUACCUCGAAGAAGACGACCCCACGAGCGCGCUGCUCCACCUCAACAAGAUCAAAAACAUCAUCUACAGCGUACAGGACAAGGAGACGAGGAUACAUUUCCAGCUCAGCCAGGCCCGCAUCAACGACUCGCAGCGCAACUUCCUCGACGCCGCAAAGGCAUACUACUCGCUAUCCCUCGAGUCCAGCAUCGCAGAAGAAGAGCGCCACCAAGCGCUAUCCUCCGCCAUCGUCUGCGCCGUCCUGUCUCCUGCAGGGCCCCCACGCUCAAAGAUGCUCGCCACGCUCUACAAAGACGACCGCGCCAGUUCCGUCGAGAACUACUCGGUGCUCGAGAAGAUGUUCUUCGACCGGCUGAUCCCGCCCCACGAGACCAAAGCCUUCGCCGCCGGACUCCAGCCUCACCACCUCGCGCUUACCUCAGACGGCUCCACCGUCCUCGACCAGGCCGUCCUCCAGCACAAUCUCGUCGGCGCGUCCAAGCUUUACAACAACAUUGGGUUUGACCAGCUGGGGGAGCUGCUGGGCAUUGAUGCGGAAAAGGCAGAGGACUAUGCGGCGAAGAUGUUCGAGCAGGGGCGGCUGAGCGGGUACAUUGAUCAGAUUGACCGGUGCAUUUUCUUUGAGGGGGAGGGCAGCGGGGAGCGGAAGACGGGGCAGAGCGAGCGGGUGGUGGGGAGGGAGCUGCGGAAGUGGGACGCGAAUGUGCAGGGGUUGGCGGAGGAGGUGGAGCGGGUGACGACGAUGAUUCAGACGCAGUAUCCGGAGUUCUACGCUGCGCAGACGGUGCACUGA